AUGCCGAGUCAACCUCAAUACAACGAUGAACAGAUCGAAAUGAUUAUACAGGCGCUGGAUGAGCUCGCAGCACGUAUCAGCGACCUCACUACUGAACAGCAAGAGACGAAGAGCAUGAUACAGGACAUGACACGGGUGUUUCUGGAUAAAUUCAAUAAUUGGGUCACCUCGGUCACGGACAUGCUCAGUCAAUGGUUGGGUCCAAGCAGUGGCAGCAAUUUUCAAAAUCCGGCAGUGCCGUGA
This is a messenger RNA of Truncatella angustata, 243 nucleotides long. RefSeq lists its product as uncharacterized. The record is from RefSeq and is a predicted model, not a curated record. The transcript has 4 exons. NCBI's taxonomy places the organism in Eukaryota, Fungi, Ascomycota, Sordariomycetes, Amphisphaeriales, Sporocadaceae. The coding region runs from base 1 to 243 and encodes 80 amino acids.